Messenger RNA from Cryphonectria parasitica EP155, 1704 nucleotides. RefSeq lists its product as uncharacterized. Gene Ontology annotation, cellular component: nucleus. Gene Ontology annotation, biological process: single strand break repair; double-strand break repair. The record is from RefSeq and is a predicted model, not a curated record. The transcript has a single exon. Bases 8 to 583 code for a protein of 191 amino acids. NCBI's taxonomy places the organism in Eukaryota, Fungi, Ascomycota, Sordariomycetes, Diaporthales, Cryphonectriaceae. Gene Ontology annotation, molecular function: single-stranded DNA binding; DNA 5'-adenosine monophosphate hydrolase activity; double-stranded RNA binding.
CCACGACAUGUUUCCCAAGGCGACCGUGCACUGCCUGCUUCUGCCGCGGUCCGCGGUGCACAACAGGCUGCACCCAUUUGAGGCGUUUCGCGACGCCGCCUUCCUCGCGCAGGUCCGCGCCGACACGGCGGUACUGCGGGACCUCGUCGCCAAGGAGCUACAGCGGGUGCUGGGCAGGCACAGCGCGGCUGAGAGGGCGCGGAACGCCGUGCUUGACGGAGAGGUGGAGCCGGAGGUCGGCGGUGACGGGGAUGUGAGGCUGCCGGAGGGGAGAAACUGGCUGCGAGAGGUCAAGGUGGGCGUGCACGCGGUGCCGAGCAUGAAUCAUUUGCAUGUCCAUGUCCUGAGUCGAGACAUGCACAGUGAGAGGAUGAAGCACCGGAAGCAUUAUAAUUCAUUCACGACGGAUUUCUUUGUGCCGCUGGAUGAUUUCCCGCUGGCCGAGGACGAUGCGAGGCGAAGGCAGGACAAGUGGCCUGAGCGGCCGAUAGUGUGUUGGAGGUGUGGAAAAGACUUUGGAAAUAAAUUCAAGGAGUUGAAGCAACAUUUGGAGGUCGAGUUUGAACAGUGGAAGAGGGAGUAGGGGGGGGAUCGCGUUUGUUUUCGGAUGAGCAUAUCUGGAAUCACAGCUGGCGUUGGGCACAAGAUAGAGAUACCCUGUUUUCUGCAUGAGAAUCUGCAUCACAACCACACAUCCUUUACACAAGACACCCCAAGAUCUUGCACGGCACGUGAAAGCAUAUCGUAUGCUCAACUAUUGUACAGCGUCCAUCCAUCACCGCCCAAUAAUGGCGGCGAGUCGCAUCGAGAUAAGAUGAAGUAAAGCAAAAAACAACAAGAAACAAAAAACGAACUGGUGCUUCUCACGGAAAGAGCUGAUGGGUGCCGGUUGCAUUUCUGAUGAAGACCCAAAGCUGAGACCGCGUAAUGUUGCUUGUAUGAGCAUCGCAUCCUCGCGUAAGUAAGGAUGAAGCCCAUGGGACCACUCUGUCUCGAAUAACCUCUGGCCAUCGGCCCUUCAAGGUUUCUGUCCCAAAGCCACGCUCUUUCCAAACUGGGUGAUGUUUUGGAGCCUAGAGGCCGAAUUUGCGGCCUACCAUGCCAUAGAAACCGCUGCGGUUCGGGUCUUGAUAAAAUGCAGUGCCAACCUGGAAUCCUAUGCGAUAUGCCAGGUCAGCACACCCGUACGACCACAAAGGCGAAAUCAUAGAGGGGCUGCCGGGCCACGAGGAUGUUCCAACCUUGCCGAUAAAUCGUGAUCACUCACCACCGUCUUCGGUCUCAGCGGCAGCAUCAUCAUCGUCGUCGCCGAAUCCCAUACCCUCGCCAAGCUCCAACUCGUAGUUCUGCUGCUGAUAGCCCACGCCCUCGUUCAUGUCCACAUCCUCCUCUGCCUUCUUGGCUCUCGAGCUGCGGCCCUUCUUUGCCCCCUUGGCUCCCGACUUGGGUGUGCUGCCGCUCGCGCCCUCCGCACCGGCAAUAGCAAGCGCCGUGGCCUUUGCGAUCGACUGCUUCUUGCCGGAGCCGGGUGGUCGGCCGCGGGGGCGGCCUGACGAGGAGGCAGCGGUGGGGGCCGCUUUCUUGGCGGGGGUCUUGGGAGGAGCAUUGGGAUCCUUGGGAGGACGACCACGGCCGCGACCGACGCCGGUCCUUGAGAUCUUGGGGUUCAGGAUGCGCUGAGGGAGACCGGAGGGGUCCUUGGGA